Molecule: messenger RNA, 1039 nt
Organism: Cololabis saira (Pacific saury)
Lineage: Eukaryota; Metazoa; Chordata; Actinopteri; Beloniformes; Belonidae
Gene: c10h14orf119
Product: chromosome 10 C14orf119 homolog
Exons: 2
Coding region: 188-739 (183 amino acids)
Source: RefSeq, a predicted model, not a curated record
CAUAUUUCAGGCUUUAGAGCCAGACUACCGUUACGAGGUGUUGGGGAAUCUAAAUAUACACAUCAUUUCCUAAUUUGGAAUAAAAAAAAAGGGGUUAUAGAAACGUGUCAUGUUAAAAGCUGCUGUGGUUGUGUUUCUACAGCUACAUGCAGCAGAGGGAUAGUUUUCCUUCCCCAGCUGUUCAGAGAUGUCAUGGUUCAGCCACGUGAGUCAGGGCGCGGAUCAGCCCACUGACCACAGACUCAUCCCGGCCAGCUCCUUCAGCCCCGUAAACCCACCGGGGAGUUCACCCACCCCUGAUUUAUCCACCCCGAGCCUUGAUGACUUCCCACCAGCUCCUCACGGAGCUGCCAGUCUGGAGAGCCAGUCCUGUCGAGGCUCAGCCCGGUCCUCGGACCCGGGUCCGGGUCCCAUCUCCUACGUGACCCUGCAGGAGCAGCGCUGCGUGCUGAGCUGGUUCCAGGCCUGGACGGCCGCGCACAGGGAGAGGUUCCUGCAGGACCUGCUUGGGAAAGCUGUGCCGGGCAAGGUGUGCACCCUCCUGCAGUCCCUCACCACCCUGCAGGUGAAGGACAGGCUGCCCAACAUCUUUGAAUGCCAGCUGCGCUUGUGGAGCCAGUGGUUCGAGUCUUGGGGAGAAGACGAGAGGAAUCAUUUCCUGCACCUGUUGGAAGAGUGUGACCCAGUGUUUGUUGCCCACUUCUACAGGAGUGUAGCUGGCACUGCGGGAAGAGACUGAACCGUGUUUCCAUGUAUUCCAUUGCAUUUGAAUGCAUAUUCCUUAUUUGGAGACAUUUUUUGUAAUUUUAUUCAGUGUGUAUGCUAUUUUUACUGACGUUUAUACAAUUUCCAAGGGCUGCAUCACACAGUGCUGUAACUUUCUCACAAAGCCAGUGUUUGGGUGUCAAAGCUUAUUAAUAAACUCAACAAAUCACUGCUGGAAAAAGCUGCUUUCCCUUGUGUUUAUGACUGGCAACAGUAUAGACAAUACAGCUGUGUAUAGUUUUAAUAAAGACAUUAAACUUGUUGCAUUACUGAA